AGUUAAUCAUUAAAUAACAUUUAGUUAAACUUGAACUUUUUGUCUGCGAGUGGAUGAAUCUGACCAGUUUCAACACUGAUGUGUCUUCUUUGAGCCUAAACGUACGUUAAGAGAGGCCCUAGAAUCAUCCAGACUUUCCGCGCCUACAUAACAGGUAAACAUCACAUGUCGCUCUAAUGCUUUGUUUAGAGCCGCCACACCGCUCACGUGGCGAUUUUUGCGCCUCAUGCGCGCUCUCCAACUUCCCCAACUUAUAAAUACGGGCGGAAUACGGUGUGCGCUCUUAGUGCGAAGCUGACCUCCCUAGCGACAGUAAUUAGUUGAAGCUGAACAGUUCCCAGUGCCGCGUAUUUCAACAUGUUGAUUUUGAGUGUUAGCAGCGACGAUUCCCGUCGCCAUUCCGGUAAUUUGUCUCCAUUAACGCCCUCCCCAAGAAGCGAAAUGAGGGGCAUCCGACUCUUCCGAGCCAUUAGCAGAAAGUUGGGGCGCCGAUCCCAUCAGGGCUUCCGCAGUACGGAUGAAAGUAGAUCCUCCAGUUCGGAUAGUUCGUGUUCGACCUCAAUGGGUCACACUUCGAGGAUAGAGGACAAAGACCGAUCAGUGUCGCCUAAUAGCAGUUCCAGCGACUCUGGUAGCGACGUUCAAACGCUGCGCUCUCGACAUCAUCACUCCACAUCGGCGGAAAGCCUGAAGCGAGUGUUCCAGAACCUGAACCUGUACAGUCGCUCGCAGAGCUGCACCAACAGCAAGGAGCUGAAGAAGAAGAAGGAGAAAAAGGUGCCGAAGAGCAUCCUGAGACACCCGACCAGUUACACGUAUGCGAAGGGGCUCAGCGGCCUGCCAACGCAACGAAUCCCCAGAACAAGAGGCUACAGCGCCUGCAGCUGCAGCAUGCACUACCUGAGCAACCUCAACCGAUAGAUCAACCCCCCAUUGCAGCCGCCCCUCAUUGCAAUAAUUCCAUGAUUUUGUCCCCAUUCACCUGCUCAUUCCCCACAUGUUCUGAGGACUUAUGAUUAAUCUCUAGGCGAUCAAAGACUGUCUAAGUUAAGAACGUUCAACUGACUGAAGUACGUUGUAAGCUCUCUAUCAUCACUAACUGUAGGUUUUAUAACUUGUUACACCCCUCUAGGCCUAAGAGCUACAAGUCACUGGCCUUUAAUGCGUUUGUCCUUUGAUUCUGGUGCCUUGUAGACAAAACUUGUUAAUAGAAACAGCCAAAUGUGA
Messenger RNA from Dendroctonus ponderosae (mountain pine beetle), 1227 nucleotides. RefSeq lists its product as uncharacterized. The transcript has a single exon. NCBI's taxonomy places the organism in Eukaryota, Metazoa, Arthropoda, Insecta, Coleoptera, Curculionidae. Bases 358 to 921 code for a protein of 187 amino acids. The record is from RefSeq and is a predicted model, not a curated record.